AGGAGGUCUAGCAGGUAGCCAGCCGCAGCUAGAGUGUUUCCUAAGUAAACCUAUGAAUUUUAAAUACAGACCCGGCAUAGGAGGAAAGCAGGAAGGAAAUCUCUUAUUACUUAGGAGAACAGGAAAAUACCCAUAGACUACUGAGAGGAGGAAGGGAACAUCUCAAACCCUUCUGGAGGCAAACAGUCCUUUAAGCCCGAGGACAUGCUAAAUGAACCUUUUCACCAAGAGGCAGUGAAGCGCUCUGUGAGGCAGAGAGAAAAAGAAGGGAGGGAGAACCAGAGGAAAGGAAAGACACACACACGCUCAUCCACACACAGCUUGCGAAGAGGACACAGCCAGUCAGAGAGCAAGAGCGCUGGGGAAGAGCGACGACAUUGGAUGAGAAAAUUUUGUACCAAAAAAAACACCAACCAGAGGAGGUGCCUCACCUAUUUCCCAAUAUAAUCAAAUCCAGAGUGGAAGGAAGCAUAAACUGCAAGAAACCAGCAGUAAAAGUGCUAUUUAAAGCUCUAGGCGGAGAGGAUGCGUUCACCUGCGUCCCUUGCUCAUUGAGCGACAGUGGAAGGGAGAGGAUUCCCUCUAGAUGACUCCAAACUCCGCAGUUCUCUGCUUCCUCCCAGGCUGAGCAGAACCGCGAGGGACUGUCUGCCUGCCCUGCCUGCCUGCCUUCCUGCCUGUUAAAUGUGAACUCGAGCCGGUCUGUGGCUGCCUAGAGGAUGGGAGCCUGGGACUGAGAGGCACCGAGGCAGGUAGAGCGCGUACUGAGAUUCUGUCACAUCAUCGAUGAGAAAAGUGAGCCUCCAGGGGAUUAAAAGACUUGAACAUCUGAGCCAGGAUUUGAAUACAUACCAUACGACCAUGAGCCAAGAUCACCAUUAAAGAUAACCUGUGAGGACUUUAAAAUUUGGAUCCAUUUAAGAACUCAGAAUCCUGGGAUUUUUUUAUUUUUUUAAUUUUUUAUUUUUUUACUCUUAUCAUACAAGGAAUACUUUGCAGAAACUACUUCUCUUUUGAAGAGUGUUUUCAAGACACAGGCUGUACUUUAAUGAAGAAACGUCAAAGCUGCUAACAGUUAUACAAACUGGGACUCAGGAAGACCCUAGUGACCAAGGAUGGGGUCGUCAUGGAAACUAAUUCUGUUUCUGUCAGUCACUGGGUGUCUUUCAGAGAGUGUGGAUUAUGGGCCAGUGUUUGUGCAGGAACCAGAUGAUAUCAUUUUCCCUACUGAUUCUGAUGAGAAGAAAGUGGCACUGAAUUGUGAAGCUCGAGGCAACCCUGUUCCCAAUUACAGAUGGCUACGAAAUGGAACAGAAUUAGACUUGGAAAGUGAUUAUCGCUACAGUUUGAUUGAAGGAAACCUCAUUAUCAACAACCCAAGUGAAGCAAAGGAUGCUGGUCAUUAUCAGUGUUUAACAGCUAACUCCUUGGGAAGCAUCCUGAGCAGAGAAGCCAUACUUCAAUUUGCCUAUCUGGGAAAUUUUAGUGGCCGGACAAGAAGUGCAGUCUCUGUGAGGGAAGGCCAGGGGGUUGUUCUGAUGUGUUCUCCUCCGCCUCAUUCACCAGAGAUCAUCUAUAGUUGGGUGUUUAAUGAGUUUCCCUCCUUUGUGGCAGAAGACAGCCGACGCUUCAUUUCCCAGGAGACAGGAAAUCUCUAUAUCUCUAAAGUACAAACGUCAGAUGUUGGCAGUUACAUAUGCCUAGUGAAAAAUACCGUGACGAAUGCUCGAGUUCUUAGCCCUCCAACACCACUCACACUACGCAAUGAUGGUGUGAUGGGAGAAUAUGAGCCGAAAAUUGAGGUCCAUUUUCCUUUCAUGGUUACAGCUGCUAAGGGAAUGACAGUCAAGAUGGAAUGUUUUGCGCUUGGCAACCCUGUUCCAACAAUCUCAUGGAUGAAAGUUAAUGGCUAUAUUCCAAGCAAAGCACGUCUGCGGAAAUCUCAAGGAGUAUUGGAAAUACCAAAUGUGCAACUGGACGAUGCAGGGAUAUAUGAAUGUAGAGCUGAAAAUUCACGUGGAAGAAAUUCUUUCCGUGGACAGUUACAGGUCUACAACUACCCACAUUGGGUAGAGAAGCUGAAUGAUACUCAUUUAGACAGUGGUAGCCCUCUCAGAUGGGAAUGUAAAGCUACUGGAAAGCCCAGGCCCACAUACCGUUGGUUGAAGAAUGGAGUCCCUCUCUUGGCACAGAGCAGGGUUGAGAUGGUUAAUGGUGUAUUGAUGAUCCACAAUGUGAAUCAGUCGGAUGCUGGAAUGUAUCAGUGUUUGGCAGAAAACAAAUAUGGAUCCAUUUAUGCCAGUGCUGAACUAAAGGUUUUAGCCUCAGCUCCUGUUUUUGCACUAAAUCAACUGAAGAAAACAAUAAUAAUUACCAAAGGCCAAGAAGUUCUCAUAGAGUGCAAGCCUCAAGGUUCUCCAAAACCAACAAUUUCUUGGAAAAAGGGAGACAAAGCAGUGAGAGAGAGCAAGAGAAUAGCUAUUCUUCCAGAUGGGAGCCUCCGGAUCCUAAAUGCUUCCAAACCAGAUGAAGGAAAAUACAUUUGCCGAGGGGAGAAUGUCUUUGGUUCAGCUGAAAUCCUAGCUUCUGUAUUUGUAAAAGAACCUACAAGGAUAGAACUUACUCCCAAGAAGAUUGAGUUAACAGUGGGAGAAAGCAUUGUCCUCAACUGCAAAGCAAUUCAUGAUGCCAGUUUGGAUGUCUCUUUCUAUUGGACUUUGAAGGGACAGCCUAUUGAUUUUGAGAAGGAACGUGGACAUUUUGAAAGCAUCAGAGCCCAAGCAUCCUCUGCAGAUUUAAUGAUCAGGAACAUCCUUCUGAUGCAUGCUGGGAGAUAUGGCUGCAGGGUACAGACCACAGCCGACAGUGUGUCAGAUGAGGCAGAUCUUCUUGUUAGGGGUCCUCCAGGUCCCCCUGGCAUUGUAAUUGUUGAAGAAAUCACAGACAGCACAGCCACCCUAUCCUGGAGUCCUGCUGCAGACAACCACAGCCCCAUUUCUUCCUACAAUCUGCAAGCUCGAAGUCCUUUCUCUCUUGGCUGGCAGACAGUAAAAACAGUACCAGAAAUCAUAACAGGAGACAUGGAAUCUGCCAUGGCUGUUGACUUGAAUCCCUGGGUAGAAUAUGAAUUCAGAGUGGUGGCAACUAAUCCUAUUGGGACAGGAGAUCCAAGCACACCAUCUCGAAUGAUCCGUACUAAUGAAGCAGUUCCAAAGACAGCUCCUGCCAAUGUAAGUGGCAGAAGUGGAAGAAGGCAUGAAUUAGUGAUAGCCUGGGAGCCAGUAUCAGAAGAGUUUCAGAAUGGGGAAGGAUUUGGCUACAUUGUGGCAUUUAGACCCAAUGGAACCCGGGGUUGGAAAGAAAAAAUGGUCACUUCAUCGGAUGCUUCAAAGUUCAUCUACAGAGAUGAAAGUGUACCUCCACUCACUCCCUUUGAGGUGAAAGUUGGAGUAUAUAAUAACAAAGGGGAUGGACCAUUCAGCAAUAUUGUGGUCAUCUGUUCAGCAGAAGGAGAACCCAGUGCUGCUCCUACAGAUGUCAAGGCUACAAGUUUAUCUGUAUCAGAGAUUCUUGUUGCAUGGAAACAUAUUAAAGAGAGUCUAGGAAGACCACAGGGAUUUGAGGUGGGUUACUGGAAAGAUAUGGAGCAAGAAGAAGCAGCUGAAACAGUCAAAACUGGGGGAAAUGAGUCAUCUAUCAUUCUGACAGGAUUAGAAGGAAAUACAUUGUAUCAUCUGACAGUGAGGGCAUACAAUGGUGCUGGCUAUGGACCACCUAGCAGUGAAGUACGAGCAGCUACCAAAAAAUCCCCUCCUAGCCAAGCACCAAGCAACAUUAUGUGGGAGCAGCAAGGCUCUCAGGUUUCUCUUGGUUGGGAACCUGUCAGACCAUUAGCAAAUGAAUCAGAAGUAGUGGGCUACAAGGUUUUUUAUAGGCAAGAAGGCCACAGCAAUAGUCAGGUCAUUGAAACGGAGAAAACUCAAGCAGUGGUCCUUCUUCCUGAUGUGGGAGUUUAUAUUAUUGAAGUUCGAGCAUUCAGUGAAGGAGGUGAUGGAACAGCUAGCUCCCAAAUAAGAGUACCGUCCUAUUCAGGUGGAAAAAUCACAAGUGCUCAAUCUUCUCUCCACACCUUCUCAACUUCUUCAUCAUCAAUAACAAUCCUCUUGGCAUUGAUAGUCCCUUCAACCUCAUGGUGAAGAUUGAAGACUUAAUGUUUUUGUUUUACUUUAGCUUGAUUACAUCUGUAGAUGGAGUUUUAUGUAAAUGGAGAAGUUGGAACCCUGAGCUAAACUUAAAAAUCCUAGAACUACCCAUGGUGCACUUAGAGGAGUGUUGGGGGGGAAAUGUUACUUAAUCAUCAGGUUUUCUCUUCAGUUUUUUGUAAAUGUCCUCAAAUAGGGGAGGACAGUUCUUGGCCCAAUAAAAAUAUGCAGAUUGUAUGUAAUGAACUUUUGUAAGCAAAGGUAAUUUCUGUCAAAUGUAUUCUUUACUUUUUUAAUAGGUUUGAAUUUGAUUUUGUAACCAAUGACCCUAAGUAUGUGCCAUUUGUUUGUUAAAGCAGUGGUGUCUAGUACAUCUGUUUCAAAAAAAAAAAAAAAAAAAAGCAAAAAAAAAAAAAAAAAAAAAAAAAAAAAAAAAAACAGGAAAAAAGUGAAGGUGAGUAAUAAAGACUCUGAAUCUAGUGUUUCUCAUUUUCCCUAAGGCUGACUUUUGCAAUCAACAAACCAGUGGGAGAGAAGAAAAAUAGUUCAGUUAUGUUGCCCAUUACAGGAUAAGUAUAGGAAAUAUUUUCUGGAAAAGUAUAUGAUUGCAUAUUGAAAUAGUCAAAUUUGUCAAUCUGCUGUUCUGCAAGCAUUCCCUGAGCAAGUUAUUAGAACAGAGUUGGGCCUUGACAUUAGCACAAGGUAAACUAAAGGGAGACUAAGAAGGGAUUGUUUUAAGUGCUAUUGUCUUUCAUCAAGUACUGUAUUAUUUAACUGAAAAUGAAGUCAAAGUUUAUUUUUAAUAGCAAAAAAUAUAGUUUAAUUUCACAGAAAAUGCACAUGCUAACAAGUAUGGACACUGAUAUGUACUAUAGAUUCUAACUUCAAAAAAAUUACAUAAAUACAGCGUAACCUUUUCUUUUACCAUCCAAUUACCUGCUUUUUUUGUUUAUUUAUGUUUUUUCAUGACAAUCCUCCUCUAAACAACUAAAAUUUAUCAUGAAAAUAUAGAUGCAUAUAUGUUUUAUAUGGAAGAAAAUAAUUUGAAUAUACCAACUUUAUGUAGACUAUUUUUGGACAUACCUGUGCUCCACAUAGCACUUGCCAAGGCCUGCCAAUGAUUCAAAGUAGAAAGAUUUCUUGGGUUGCUUAUUAGAGCUCACCCACUUUUUUUUUCCAAACACUGACCAAUGUCAUCAAUAGGAAAUUCAACAGCAUCAGUCAACUAUAUAUUUUUAUUCUUUGAGUAAUGAAGAGGAUAGCAACAGUAGGAUAUCAUAGAAUUUGAGAUUUAGAAGGGACCUCAACAGUCAUCUCAUUCAAACCAUAGAAGAAUACUCAAUGGAAAUAUUUUCUUUGGUUAUGGAGUAUGGUGGAUUGGUCCCACUUUGGAGACUCUCUUGAUUCAAGAUUACUUCCAAAAAGUAGUAAGAAAAGAAAGUGAGUCUCAAUAAACGUGCCAGAGAAGGCCUGGACCAGCUACUGUUUCAUAGCUAAUUGGGAAUUAAGGCCCCAAGAUGAUAUUUUUGCCUACUAUAAACAUAUCCAUUUAUUUUAUAUCUUCAAAUGAACAACAAGGAAGCAGAAAAGGGCUUGAUCUUUACUAAGCAGCACCAGAUAUGAAAUUAAUAAGGAAUCAGAAAAGGGGGAGGGGAGAAAAGCAGGAAAAGGACUUGUGUUCUCAAAACUCCUGUACAUUUUUCUUCCAGAAAACAAAACAAAAAACAGCCUAACUUCUUUGUGUCAGGUUCUCAUUGUUGUAUUUUUGGUUUGGUUUGGUUUGAUUUUUACAGGCUGUUUUCAAGCCAAUCCCAAUCAAGCAAUUUUUAAAAAUAUACAUGUUAAUCACCAGAUUGUUGUGGAUCAAAGACAGAUGGUGGACUUUAUUUUGAGGAUCUUUGUCAUCAGAGCAUAAAAACUCUUCCUUGGAGACUUCCUCCUGGAAAGGUUCAUGCUCUUCUAAGGUGGAAAAGAGAAAAAAAGAGAGAUGCAUGUAAUCACAAUCUGUUUCAAUGCUAUUGCUUGAUGAAACAAAUGAAAGUAUUGUCAUUUCUUGACUGGCUGAGGCACUUUUCCACUAUUUGAGGUAGCUUGCCAGAGCAAAUUAUGUUUAAAAAACACAUACACACACACCAUGCACAUGACAAGAACAUACUGAUUAAAAAAUGGGGCAAUAAUAGCCUUUACCUUAAUGUCAGCUGAAUUGAACUCUUUUUCUUUAUUUCCCAUAGAACACUUUGCCAGUCUUGGCCAAUCAAAAACACCCAUAGUCAAGGUGUUACCAAUGAACAUGCUAAUAAAACAUCAUACUCACAAAAUUCAAGUUGAAUUUCAUAUCCAUUAAUCUAAUAUAGGGGGCAUAUGCGAUAGAUCGUAUUUACACAUGGAAUUAAGUUUCUGAUAAUGUCCUAUUCUUGCAGGGAGCAGUGAUUAGAUGUUUUUAUUCAACAUGAACAGAAUAUGUAUUUUGCAUUUAGAACCUAUGAAUAAAACAUGUUUUAAAUGUUUAUGGACUUAUGUAUUACAUUUGUUACUUUGUAGACAACAGGACAAUGGUCCUUAUCUCCCUACAUUAUUUUCCAGCUUCAAUACUCAGCUUUUUCCUGGGAUGAGAUUGUAACAGUGCAGUCUUAAAUCAUUAAAAAAAGACUGUAUUUUUGUAUAAUGUCACAUGAGCUAUUGAGAAACUACUUAUCAUCAACUGAAACUCUGUGAGAGCAAGUGUUUGCAUACCAAAAUGAAGGUACUAUAAAGCCCCAUUUCAAUCUGUUAAAUAUAUUGUAUACAAUCUGUAUAUAAAUAUAUAUACUAUAUAUAAUGGUAUAUACUAUGUGGAAGGCACAGUCAAAUUAUAGUUCUGUGUACUGUUCU
Messenger RNA from Sarcophilus harrisii (Tasmanian devil), 7073 nucleotides. RefSeq names its product contactin 5 (gene CNTN5). Gene Ontology annotation, molecular function: cell-cell adhesion mediator activity. The transcript has 25 exons. NCBI's taxonomy places the organism in Eukaryota, Metazoa, Chordata, Mammalia, Dasyuromorphia, Dasyuridae. The record is from RefSeq and is a predicted model, not a curated record. Gene Ontology annotation, biological process: cell-cell adhesion; brain development. The coding region runs from base 1116 to 4196 and encodes 1026 amino acids.